Panicum virgatum (switchgrass) is the source of this 419-nucleotide messenger RNA. RefSeq names its product GDSL esterase/lipase At1g28590-like. NCBI's taxonomy places the organism in Eukaryota, Viridiplantae, Streptophyta, Magnoliopsida, Poales, Poaceae. Gene Ontology annotation, molecular function: lipase activity. The transcript has a single exon. Bases 1 to 357 code for a protein of 118 amino acids. Gene Ontology annotation, biological process: lipid metabolic process. The record is from RefSeq and is a predicted model, not a curated record.
AUGCUGCUGUAUCUUCGCGGCACGGUGGAGGCGGUGGCGCGGCUGUGGCCGCCUCUGCUCGCAGCCGCCGUCGUGGCUGCCGCGGCGGCGGCGCCUGAUCCACUGGCGGCACGGGCGAACGGCAGCAAUAAUACCAGCGGCUGCUACACCCGUCUCUUCGCGUUCGGCGACUCGCUCACCGACACGGGCAACUUCAUUAGCUACGCCGCCGCGCCGGGGCCCGUCGCGCGGCUGCCCUACGGCGAGACCUUCUUCCACCGCCCCACCGGCCGCUGGUCCGACGGCCGCCUCAUCGUCGACUUCAUCGGUGCGCAUGCUCAUUGUUGCUGUGUCAUCAGUUCGUUCGUUCGUACAUGAGAUCAACUACAACCACAUGCAUGAAUGCACGGCGAGGCGACUGAUGAUGACGAGCACAUAGA